AUGCGGCUGCUGGCCGUUCUGCCGGUGCUCUGGGCCGGAGCCUGGGCGCUAUUCCCGUUCGGGAUCAGCCAGGGCGAUACGCCUCUAAGCGACGCCGAGUGGCUGACGGCAACGGUAGAUAUUCCGGUGGUGUACUAUGCUCGGCCACAAACACAAGCGCAUAUCUCGAGACUAGGCCUACUAAUUUUUGGGGAUCAACCCCAACCAGAUCAUUUCCGCAACCUUGAGCAUCUGAAUAAGUCUGCUGUGGCUGCGUUUUAUGCGCCGACAAGUGGGGGCAGCGUUUUCCUCAGAUCGACAUCUUCCGACAAGAAUCUUUUGAUGCGGCUGUCUUCUGACGUCAUCCAGGUGUUCCCCGAAAAGGAUUUCAACGCCAAGCAGGCUGUUGUGGCCACAUGGGAGAACAUGGCAAAUUUGGAGCGGCAGAGCGGCAACACCUUUCAGUUGGUGCUCGUAAGCGACGGGAUCGACUCGUUCGCCAUCUUUGUCUACAAGGCAAUCGCGUGGGCAUCGUCUAACGGACACUUUGCUCAAGCCGGCUUUAGCCAUCCGGACGGCUGGCAGCUGAAUGUGAACAGCGGCACCGAUACUCUCAAGGAUUUGAUGAGCUUGUCCAACAGCGAUCGAGACGGCCAGUUCAUCUACAAAAUCUCCGGGUUGGCGCUAGAACACCCGAAGGGAGACGAUGAGUACAGCUACAGUGAUGAAUACGAAGGGGAGGACGGGGAGUCGAGGAAAGGCGGUCGCCGUGGCGAAGACUGCCCGCCCGACCCGUACAAGGAUAAGUGCCCAGCUGGCUGUAGCGUUAUCACCGACACAAACGGAUGUUCGAGAUGUUUGUGUGCCGAGAGACCACCGCCCCAACUUCCACAGGGAAAUGAUCUGGAAGAAGAGCAACCCGAACCCGCCGUUUCCAAGGAGGAAGAGAAUUCGGACGUACCAGAGGAAGAUUUGCAUCCACUAGACCCUCGUGUCACCGGUCGCCAUCGCCUGACGACACCAGCCAUCAACCGCGUGCCAAUCGAGGGAGGAAACUCUGUCACCGAAGAGAUUUCGGCCUGCCAGGCGGCAGGGUGUCAUCCGAAUGCUGGGUGUCGGGAUUACCCGGGCGGCGUGUGCUGCCAAUGCAACACGGACUAUUACGGCAACGGAAAGGAUUGUGUGAAACGGGGCGAAGUGCAACGACUCGUCGGCAGCUUCGAGGGAGCCCUCAAUGGACAGCGCGUCGACAAAUCGGAGAUUCAUGUGUACGUUGCGAACAGCGAUGGCCAUGCGUACAGCGCGAUAAGCCGACUGCCGCAAGACCAGAAUCUCGGCACCUCGAUGCUGCUGCUCCUUCCGGUCGGAUCCGUAAUUGGAUGGUUGUUCGCUGAGGUCAAUUCCCCCUCCCUGUACAACGGAUUCGAAUUGACGGGCGGCAUCUUCAACCGGACGGCGACUGUCCACAUUGGCGAUACAGCUGUUGUCACAAUUCGACAACAGUUCACCGGGCGAAACCGUCAGGAUUACCUGAUCGCAAAUACGUUUGUUACUGGAACCCUGCCACAACUACGCGACGGGGCUGAUGUUACGUUCCCCGACUAUGACGAAGAAUAUCGUGUGGAAAAACCGGGUUUUGUACGCUCCUACUCAACGCUGGAGGCUGUGGUGAAUGAAGGCGGGACAAAACGCAAGUUCAAGCUGACCGUCGAUCAGCAGAUGCAUUUUGAAGAAUGCGCCUUUAAGCCGAAUGACCGAACUAAUGCCGCGGUUUUGAAUGUGAAACGAGCACACGUUACCUACGACAAAGUGGAUGGCAUUGUGAGGUAUGCAUCCCGUAACUACGUCGACGCACAGAGGACAACGACCAAGGAGGAAAACGUGCAAGCUCCGCGCGAGCCAGCAACCGGAGACGUCCAACCGGAAUCAAGGGCACAAGACGUGUGCGCCACCGGAAAACAUGUAUGCACUCAUCCCCAUAUGCUAUGUCGGCCCGUCGAGCAUUCGUACCGAUGCGAAUGUGCUGCCGGAUAUCAGGCGAAGCACGAUUCAACAAGUUCUAUUGGAUGGUAUUGCGUUGAUAUCGACGAAUGCGCGCGGGGGGACAGCACGUGUGAUCCAAAUGCAGCCUGUCUCAAUACAGAUGGCGGUUUCCAGUGCCAGUGCAAUGCCGGUUUCUCCGGCGACGGGCAUCGGUGCUUUGGUGGUGAACUCCGCGGAGAUGAGCAACAGCCCCACCCACGCCAUCACGCUCAAGGUCACGAUGGACAUCCUGCCGAAAUGGCCCCUCAAGCCCCGGGAUCUUGCGCGGCUCACACGGACUGCCACCAAUGGGGUGAAUGCGUGUUCCCGGAAGGCGCCGCUCAUGGACAAUGCAAGUGCCGCGGUUGGUACGUCGGAGACGGAGUGGAACAUUGUGGGCCACCUCAGGAGACGCGUCGCGCACCGCAACAGCCCGCGCAACACCCGCCACGGGAAGAGCAUCAGCCGGCUCGCAUGCCAUCUCACCAAGGACUUCCCUGCGGAUCCCAGCACUGUAGUGCACACGCUGAGUGCCUACCUAGCACUGAUGGCGGGUCCGAGUGCGUGUGCCGUGCUGGAUAUAAUGGAAACGGCUUGCAAUGCGAAUCACUGCUCGCUGAAGAGGGGGCCGACCAGCCUGUACAGGUGGGAGCAUCUGGAACCAUCUGCCGAUCGCAUGACGAGUGCUCGGAGCAUGGUUCGUGCGCAUACGACCAAUCGGUUGGCUACUAUCAAUGCAUCUGCACACCCCCGUAUACGGGCGAUGGCGUUCGAUGCACUGCCGAGGGUGGAGGCGAAGUGCUGGUGCCGUACAACAACGCGCAACAUGGCAGCGGAGGCCAGGAAUGUGAUGUGCUGCGGAACUGCGGUCAGAAUGCGGAUUGCGUCUUUGCGAGGCCGCACUGGAAAUGCGCCUGCCAAAGCGGGUUCAUCGGCGACGGCUAUCACUGCGUCGAAGCGGCACUCGGACUGCCGGACCUGCUGCCUCCACUGGAACCACCAACGGCCAACCGGAACACCGGCUGCGAUAGAUGUGACACCAAUGCCCAAUGCGUGUUUGAUUCUCACAAUCGCCGCUUUGUCUGCGAAUGCGUGAGCGGUUAUAUGGGCGACGGGCUGAGUUGCGUCCAGGUAGCUGGCCAAGGUCACGGAGGCCACGGUGGAAGGCUGGCAGCCCCGAAAUUAUGCCGGGAGCAAUCGGAUUGUCAUCAAAGUGCGCAUUGCGUGCAAAACGAUCGCAAUGAAUACUUCUGCCAAUGUUUGCCCGGAUUCCGCGGCGACGGCGUCACGACUUGCCGCAUUGCCGAUAAAUGCACGCCGGCGGAUCCGAAUAGCUGCGCCCAGAACGCACAAUGUCAGUACCGCGAAGAUCAGGGAGCUUACCUAUGUGUUUGCGUCGAAGGCUUCACCGGCGACGGAACAUCAUGUGUCCCACAUGCCCAGCCAGUUGGCUGCGACCGAGAUCCAAAGACAUGCCACCACAAUGCUCAGUGCGUCUACAACCACGAACGUCGGGAGUAUGGAUGUCUCUGCAAGCCGGGCACGCAUGGAGACGGCCGUUCCCGUUGCGACCAGAUCGAAACCCCGCAGUGCAGCGGAUGUUCCAUCCACGCGCAAUGUGUGCUGACAGCAGGCGGUGCUUCGCGAUGCCAAUGUUCGAAUGGAUAUGUUGGAAACGGACAUGUCUGCCAGCCGAUGACUACUUGUCUUGACGAUCGCGCAAUGUGUUCGGAACACGCUGAAUGUGUGCCUGGCGAAGGAGGGCACUAUAUUUGCAACUGUCGCUAUGGAUUUCAUGGAAACGGCCGGAUUUGUACAGCUGACUCGGAUUCUCGCACCGAUACUCUACUGGUGGCGCGUGGGAUGGCCAUUUUCCAUCGUGGUACGAAUCAGGAUAUUCCUGGGAAGCAGCUCGUCGUCAUCCCUCAUCAUAUCGCCGUGGGCGUCGAUUUCGAUUGUCAAGAAGAACGCAUAGUCUGGAGCGAUAUCUCAGGCCACUCGAUUCGGUCGGCUUCACUACAGGGAGGCAAUAUGAGUUCCCACUUCACGGAUACCUUGGAGAGUCCUGAGGGAAUUGCUGUCGAUUGGAGCAGCCGAAAUAUCUACUACGCCGAUUCACUGAAAGAUGAAAUCGGUGUCGUAUCAAUGGAUGGGAAAUACCAGAAGGCACUGGUGACGGAAGGGCUCGUCAAUCCCCGAGCAUUGGCCAUAGAUCUUCAAAAUCGGCAUCUAUUUUAUACUGACUGGCAUCGGCAGAGCCCGAUUAUCGGACGCGUAGACCUUGACGGCCGCAAUAAUCAUAAGUUUGUGCAGGACGACAUCCACUUGCCGAACGGACUGACGAUCUUGCCUAACCGCCGAGAGCUGUGCUGGGUUGAUGCUGGAGUUAAAAGGCUCUCGUGCAUUGGCUUAGACGGACGUAACCGGCGAACUGUAUACUCGAACCUGAACUAUCCAUUUGGCGUGACCCAUGUGCGGGAAGAGCGCUUCUACUGGACUGACUGGAAAGACAACCGCGUACACACGGUCGACAUCUACGGCAGUGCGUACCAGUCAAUGCCGAUUUCCCUGGGCGGUUCAGGAAAGUCAUAUGGCAUCCUGGGAGUUCCAGAUAAAUGCGUCGGAGGCGUGACUGCCUGUGCAACAGAAAACGGUGGCUGUCCAUACCUAUGCCUCCCGACAGCCGCGGGGCCGACAUCAAAGACAUGUGUCUGCCCGGAUAACGACGACACCCUACAAGGCUGC
Molecule: messenger RNA, 4746 nt
Organism: Mesorhabditis spiculigera
Lineage: Eukaryota; Metazoa; Nematoda; Chromadorea; Rhabditida; Rhabditidae
Source: the annotation of a GenBank genome assembly